CCGACUCACUACAUAACCCGUCUGUUCCCAAGUUCGUAGAUUUUGCUUCUACACCUGCAAACGCCACAGGCGUGACUCAAACCAGCCUUCCCUCUUGAUCCCCUUAACCGGCCUCUGUCGAGGCCGUCCUCAACUUGCAAACAUGGAAGUCGCAGCAACCGUCACCGUCUUCGCUUCAAGGACCUCUUGCUGGCAACAGUCAGGAGACCGCCGCGCUACCACUUCUUUCGGACCAAGACUUUUCAGACCUCUUUGUUGAUUUAGAAUGUUGGAGUUCGGACUUUGACUGGAGCACCUUCUUGCCACCUGCUAUACAUCCUGCCGGUUCGGAGCCGCUCAUGAGUGCUGUGAAGUACGGCGCCAACCCUUCGUAUCUUGCUACCAGUCCAACAACGCCAGCCAUAACUAGCAAUCCCGCCUACCUUGCGAUUGACGAAGCCAAAUCUCUGGGGACCAGCAUUCCUGCAGGACACGGGUACACAGAGCUUGCAGCGAGUCACCCGAGUUCGACAGCAACAAGCUCAAAUACCUCCCGGUCAUCUGUCGGUCGCGCCGCGUCUCCUGUCUUAGACUUGCAGAAAUCACGUUCGGAAUCAGCUACACCAGAGCCCGCAGAUAAAUCUCGCAAACGCAAACGGAAUACAGAGGCUGCGCGCCGUUAUCGGCAACGUAAGGUCGAUCGGGUGGCGGAGCUCGAAGAAGCGCUAGCGAGCGUGACGAGGGAGAGGGAUGCGCUGAAGUUGAGACUUGCGAGGGCGGAGGCUGAAGCGGAUGUCUUGAGAGGCGUGGUUGGAAGUCGGUUGUCUUCGCGCUGAUAUGCAUUGGCGUGUUCUCCGGUGGUUGGUGUUCCUACGGCGGUUAUUGGUCUGUUGGUUAGCUACUGCUACCCGCCUUGACUGUGGACAUAUCUCUGUCUCAAACCAAAGCUACAGCUUCUGCAACUCUCAGACGAUGUCGGUAAGGUACGCAUGGAGUCUCGGCUCUCAUCUCGGCAAAAUGUGGUUUCUUCACGUGGUCGC
This is a messenger RNA of Baudoinia panamericana UAMH 10762, 1019 nucleotides long. RefSeq lists its product as uncharacterized. Bases 339 to 815 code for a protein of 158 amino acids. Gene Ontology annotation, cellular component: nucleus. The record is from RefSeq and is a predicted model, not a curated record. Gene Ontology annotation, biological process: regulation of transcription by RNA polymerase II. Gene Ontology annotation, molecular function: DNA-binding transcription activator activity, RNA polymerase II-specific; RNA polymerase II transcription regulatory region sequence-specific DNA binding. The transcript has a single exon. NCBI's taxonomy places the organism in Eukaryota, Fungi, Ascomycota, Dothideomycetes, Mycosphaerellales, Teratosphaeriaceae.